Messenger RNA from Melampsora larici-populina 98AG31, 1423 nucleotides. RefSeq lists its product as uncharacterized. Gene Ontology annotation, molecular function: cytochrome-b5 reductase activity, acting on NAD(P)H. The record is from RefSeq and is a predicted model, not a curated record. Bases 21 to 1061 code for a protein of 346 amino acids. Gene Ontology annotation, biological process: ergosterol biosynthetic process. Lineage: Eukaryota; Fungi; Basidiomycota; Pucciniomycetes; Pucciniales; Melampsoraceae. The transcript is spliced from 10 exons.
CUUCAACUCAUUUUUUUGCAAUGUUUGUGUGGUCUACGAUUCGUCAGGUCGGCACCCACGCCUACUCAACGGCCUCUUCGAAACCCACCACGGUCACCAGCUCAGGGUCACUCAAAUGGAUCGCGAUGGGCGGUGUAGGCCUUGGAGCCGGAUAUUGGAUGUUCAAAUCCAAAGGCAUCUCUCCUUUGGAAGCCAAACAACUGGAGGAUAAGGCCAAGAACACCCUUGCUAGUAUCACGUCCGGUUCUGGCUCUGCAUCUCAAGCUGCUCUGAGCCCCGAGGAAUGGCGAGAUUUCAAGUUGCAGAAAGUGAUUCCAUACAAUCACAACACAUCCACGUUCGUUUUCGAAUUACCGAAGAAUGUGCCAUCCGGACUCACCAUCGCGUCAGCUUUAAUCACAAAGUCAGUCGCGAAAGAUGGUGAAUUGGCAUGUACGGAUGAUAAGGGAAAACUUGUCAUCAGGCCCUACACGCCCACUACGCCUCCAGAUCAACAUGACACUUUACACUUGCUCGUAAAGAAGUAUACCGAAGGCAAGAUGACUAACCACAUCCACAACUUGAAGCCAGGAGAUUCGCUAUCCAUGAAGGGCCCCAUUCCCAAAUGGGCUUACAAGGCCAACGAGUUCAAAACUAUAGGAAUGAUUGCGGGUGGGAGUGGUAUCACGCCACACUGGCAGAUCAUCCAGGAAAUCGCAUCUAACCCCGAGGAUCAGACCAAGGUGAUUCUGUUUUUUUCUAACCAGAAGGAGGAAGAUAUUCUCCUACGAGAAGAGUUUGAAAAACUUCAGAAGGAGAAACCCCAUCAGUUCUCCAUCAAUUUUGUCUUGGAUAACCCGCCAAAGGGUUGGUCAAGUGACUUAAAAGGAUACCUGACAGCCUCCCUGCUCAAAUCGAAGCUACCAUCCCCCAAGCUAGGAUCGGACACGAAGAUCUUUGUCUGUGGUCCACCUGGGCAAGUUAGUGCCAUCUCGGGUCCGAAGAAGGGUAAAGACCAGGGAGAGCUGGGUGGUAUCCUGAAAGAACUUGGGUACACUCAAGACCAGGUUUAUAAAUUCUAAGUCAGUGUAUAACUCGGUCAAAUGCUUGCGAGCUUGUUUACGAUACUUGGGAUAAGGCCAGAUAUUAAACUAUGCUAGAAACGAUGGGCUGAAAAUAUAUAAUAUCAAAUCAGUCCCUCGACUUGCUCUGAUUGCCUUCACGUGUGGAUUAUGAAAGCUAUGUACAACUUAUAAUUUGCGCCACUGGAGCUCUUCUAUCAUCGCUGUUCUAGAUAUGUAGUCAUGUUGAUUAACCUCAUCGAAACAACGGCCUGGAGGUUCCUGAUUAAACGAACUUGUCACAACCCGAAUUUGAUACUAUGUACCAGCUUCCCAGCUCAGAAAUUGAUUUUGGUAUCGAUACUGAGCAUGUUGCCACCAGG